AUGCGCCAUCCUUGGUUAGGAAGGAAGGAGUCAGGAGGAUUAUUAGGAGUUGGAGUGCACCUGAGUAUAAAGGGCUUUGGAUAUGCUGUGAAUAAGACAUCGAAGGAAAUAGGACCUCCCAAGGCGGCGGGUCUUCUCAUUCGACAGUGGCUGCCGGCGAUUCAGCCGUGGCCACUGGCGACAAACCCACCGCGCCAUUGCCUCGCUAUCCUCCGCGCUCCCCAUGCCACCCACGCCAACCACGCCAUAUCACCUUCGUUUCCAAUUUGGAUUAAGGCUAGUGUUGCUGAUUCUUUCAUGGCGGAUCUUGAUGAGCUAUUGGACAGAGAAGACUAUCCUGAAGUUGAAAAUGCAGAGGCAGAAAACUUGGAAGAGGAUGCUGAUGACAAUCUCCCUGACCUGAAAUCUCUUGAUCUUGAUAGUGUCUCAAAACUUCAGAAGACACAACGUUAUAAAGACAUAAUGCAGAAAGUUGAAGAUGCACUUGAAAGAGGUAUAAGUGACUCCAAUCAAGGGGCCAUCCUGGAAGAUCAAGAGUACCAGCUUGUUUUUUAUUGCAAUGCUUUAUCAGUAGAUAUUGACAAUGAGAUUACUAUAAUCCACAAUUUCAUACGUGACAAGUUCAAGCUAAAGCACCCUCUACUAGAAUCCCGUGUUCACCAUCCGAUUGAUUAUGCCCGUGUUGUCCGGAAGAUUGGAAAUGAGAUGGACUUAACACUUGUUGAUUUAAAAGGUAUUUUACCUUCUGCAGACAUAAUGUGGAUCACAAUGGCAGAAUCAACAACUAGCAGGGAGCCUCUUUCUGAAGAUAAUUUAGUAAAUACUAUUGAAGCUGCUGUUGCCUCGAAACUGAUGAGUCGGGCUGGUGGUUUGGAAGCACUGGCCAAAAUGCCCGCUUGUAAUGUGCUGCUUCUCGGUGCAAAGAAGACAAAUCUGUCUGGAUUCUCUACUGCAUCAAUGCAGUCUCGUAUUGGUUAUCUUGAACAAACUGAAGUAUUUCAAAGCACACCUCCAUCUUUAAGACCUCAGGCUAGUAGACUUCUAGCUGCAAAGGCAACACUAGCAGCAAAGAUUGAUUCCAUAAGAGGUGAUCCAACUGGAACAGCUGGGCAGAACUUAUUCCAAGAGAAGAGUUCUGAAAGUAGUGGAUCAAGAUUGGGGUUGACAUCAAGUUUUGCAUUUACGCCAGUUCAAUUCCCCUUAUCUUUCGUCCUAUCAGUUUACAUACAGCUCUACUUCUGUGGCCCUGUGAUCCAUCUUUUUGGUGAUUCUUUCCCACAGGGAAUAGAGCUGUCAAAUCCAUUUGCCCAAGGGGCUCUUCUUCACAGGUUCAGCACUGCACCGGCAGCCGCUGCUGCUACCGCAGAGGAGCCAAUCCAGCCCGCCGUGGAGGUGAAGCACACCCAGCUCCUCAUCAAUGGCAACUUCGUCGACGCUGCUUCUGGGAAGACGUUCCCGACGCUGGACCCCCGCACCGGCGAGGUCAUCGCGCGCGUCGCCGAGGGCGACAGCGAGGACAUCGACCGCGCCGCGCGCGUCGCCGAGGGCGACAGCGUGGACAUCGACCACCGCGAACGGUGCCGAAUGCUGCUGCGGUUCGCUGACCUGAUCGAGCGGCACGCGGAGGAGAUCGCGGCACUGGAGACGUGGGACAACGGGAAGACGCUGGCACAGGCGGCGGGCGCCGAGGUUCCCAUGGUGGCGCGGUGCAUCCGGUACUACGCCGGGUGGGCGGACAAGAUCCACAGCCUGGUGGCGCCGGCCGACGGCGCGCACCACGUGCAGGUGCUGCACGAGCCCGUCGGCGUGGCCGGGCAGAUCAUCCCCUGGAACUUCCCGCUGCUCAUGUUCGCCUGGAAGGUCGGCCCGGCGCUCGCCUGUGGCAACACCGUCGUCCUCAAGACCGCCGAGCAGACGCCGCUCUCCGCGCUCUACGUCGCUAACCUCCUCCACGAGGCUGGACUCCCCGAGGGUGUUCUGAACGUGGUGUCCGGCUUCGGUCCGACGGCCGGCGCCGCGCUCUGUAGCCACAUGGGUGUUGACAAGCUUGCGUUCACCGGAUCGACGGGCACGGGGCAGACCGUGCUGGAACUGGCGGCGAGGAGCAACCUGAAGCCGGUGACGCUGGAGCUCGGUGGCAAGUCCCCUUUCGUCGUCAUGGACGACGCCGACGUCGACCAGGCCGUCGAGCUCGCGCACCACGCGGUCUUCUUCAACCAGGGCCAAUGCUGCUGCGCGGGGUCACGGACGUUCGUGCACGAGCGCGUGUACGACGAGUUCGUGGAGAAGUCCAAGGCCCGCGCCCUGAAACGCGUGGUGGGCGACCCCUUCAGGAGCGGUGUCGAACAGGGGCCUCAGAUCGACGGCGAGCAAUUCAACAAGAUCUUGCGGUACGUCCAGUCCGGCGUCGACAGCGGCGCCACCCUUGUCACCGGCGGCGACAGGGUAGGCAACAGGGGCUUCUACAUACAGCCGACGGUGUUUGCCGAUGCCAAGGAUGAAAUGAAGAUCGCUCGGGAGGAGAUAUUCGGGCCGGUGCAGACCAUCCUCAAGUUUAGAGCCGCCACACGCGUGCUCUAUUUUCUUGCUUGUGGCAGCGGCAUGGAGGAGGUGAUCCGGCGCGCGAACGCGAUGCACUACGGGCUGGCGGCGGGGGUGUUCACGCAGAGCCUCGACGCGGCCAACACGCUGUCCCGGGCACUACGGGCGGGCACGGUGUGGGUGAACUGCUACGACGUGUUCGACGCCACCAUCCCGUUCGGCGACUACAAGAUGAGCGGCAUCGGGCGGGAGAAGGGCAUCUACACCAUCCGCAACUACCUCCAGACCAAGGCCGUUGUCACACCCAUCAAGGACCCUGCGUGGCUGUAA
This is a messenger RNA of Miscanthus lutarioriparius, 2871 nucleotides long. NCBI's taxonomy places the organism in Eukaryota, Viridiplantae, Streptophyta, Magnoliopsida, Poales, Poaceae. The record is from the annotation of a GenBank genome assembly.